UCUCCGCUUUCUCUUCAGUAUGUCUGUUUUUUCUUUACUAAACAUUGCUAUGACUCAUUCUUCCUUUUCUUCUUAGCUUUCUCUCUCUCACUCUCUCUCUGUGUUCAAGCUUCUCUCUUAUUUUUUUUUUAUUUUUUUUAUUUUUUUCAAAAGCACAAGGUUUUCUUCGCAUAUAGCUAGAGUUAGCUUUCCAGAUUCUUUUCCGGGGAAAGCUAAAAAAAGCAAAGAGAGAUAGAGAGAAGGAGAAAAGAAAGACUCAUUGCUGAACAAAACAAAAGGAUUACACACUCCUUUGCCUGUGAAUAUUACACUUUAAUUGCUUUGUCUCUCCUUAGUAUCAAAAUCUGAUUUUAAUAAAGGAAAAAAAAAAAAAAAAAAAACCUCUCUCUCUCUCUCUCUCUCUCUCUCUCUCUCAUAUAUAUAUAUUCUGUUUAACCAUCAAGCUACAAUCUCUAAAGAAGAUGCCCUUGGAGGGGAUUUUCAUUGAACCCACUUCAACUAAUAGUUCUAUUCCUGAUCUUUCCCUUCACAUAAGCCCACCAAGCACAUCUUCUUCUUCUUCUUCUUUGAUUUGUAACAAUCAAGCUCAAGUAGCUGGUGGUAACAACAAUUAUGAAGGCCACAAUUCAGCUACCUCAAAUUUCCCUUCAAGAAAAGUGUCUCAAGCUCACACUGAGCUUUCUCUUGGAAGGAAUUUCAGUGGUGGUGGUGGUGAAGAAGGAGGAGGAGUACUUCAUGAGGAAUCACCACACAAUAACCCUUAUUAUCAAAACCAACAACAGGUUCAUUUCCAUCAUGGUGUUCCAACAACAACAACAAGUAGCACUACUAGUUCAAGUACUCAUCACUUGAAUCACAUAAAUUAUGGUGUUUCAUUGCUUGAUGUGUCAUCAGAAGGAUUGAGGCCAAUCAAGGGGAUUCCAGUGUAUCACAACCGUUCAUUCCCUUUCUUACCCAUGGAUCAUUCAAGAGACAAGGAUCAUCAUCAUCAUCAUAAUCCCAAGAUGUGCUUAUAUCAUCACAUGUCUUCAUAUCCCUCUUUGUCCUCUUCUUGUUCCUCUCUGUGUUCAACUCCUUCCACUUCUCCUUCACCAUACUUUGGGGGUUUGGAUCCCAUGUCGUUCUUGAACUCAGGAGGCGGCGCGGGCGCCACCAACGGGUCGGCGGCGGCGUAUAGGGCUGCCACUGCAACAAGGUUUAAUGGGAUUUCAAGUGAGGGUUUCAAAUCUCAUCCAUUGCACCAUCAUCACUCACACUAUGGGGUUGGACUUGGACCCUCCUCUCAUCUUGAAGCUUCCUCUGGUUUUAUGAGAUCAAGGUUUUUGCCCAAGUUACCAACCAAGAGAAGCAUGAGAGCACCAAGAAUGCGUUGGACAAGCACCCUCCAUGCUCGAUUUGUUCAUGCCGUUGAGCUUCUUGGUGGCCAUGAAAGAGCUACUCCAAAGUCAGUUCUUGAGCUAAUGGAUGUGAAGGAUCUCACAUUAGCUCAUGUCAAAAGCCAUUUGCAGAUGUAUCGAACUGUUAAGACCACUGACAAGCCUGCAGCUUCUUCAGGACUUUCAGAUGGAUCAGGAGAGGAUGACAUGUCUCCGAUGGGAAGCAGCGGUGGUCUACGGCAAUUUUCCGACCAAAGAGGGUUGCCGGAUCGGCCAGUGCAACAAGAUAUGGACUACUCUUCGAGCACCACUUUAUGGAGUAACUCUUCAAGCAGUAGAGAGCCAUGGCCACAAACUAGUUCUAAUGACAUAGAUGGUUUCAGAUCACCUAUCUUCCAGUCACAAUCAAUAGCAGGAGGGCAUCAAGUUCAGGAGUGUGAUUCAACUCAACUCAAGAACAGUUUGUCAGGAUCUAAUUUAGAGUGCAAGAACCCAAGUUUGGAGUUCACAUUAGGCAUACCAGAUUGGAAUGGCAAAGGACAAGCCUAAUUUUCAUUGGUUCCCUUAUUUUCUGAUCUAUUAAUUAUGCAUAAUUUAAUUAUAAUCCACGGUGGCAACUUCAUCUUUCCUGAAAUAGAGAUGCGGUAUUAGUUAUAUGUAUAAAUUGGUGUCAAGGAGAAGAAGUAAAAAGCUCUACAUAUAGUUCUGCUAAGUUUCUUUUGGAAGUUUUCUGAGUUUAUGAACAAUUUUGUUUAGCCUUUUAUUGUAUUUAAAUUUUAUUAAUUGGUGAGGAGGAGGCACAGGAAGAAGCUGAUGUAGCUGCCAAUGUAGAACAACAAUGAAGAGAGAUAGAGAGGA
Messenger RNA from Gastrolobium bilobum, 2234 nucleotides. RefSeq names its product transcription repressor KAN1-like. The transcript has 6 exons. Gene Ontology annotation, cellular component: nucleus. The coding region runs from base 462 to 1925 and encodes 487 amino acids. NCBI's taxonomy places the organism in Eukaryota, Viridiplantae, Streptophyta, Magnoliopsida, Fabales, Fabaceae. Gene Ontology annotation, molecular function: transcription cis-regulatory region binding. Gene Ontology annotation, biological process: regulation of DNA-templated transcription; abaxial cell fate specification. The record is from RefSeq and is a predicted model, not a curated record.